Molecule: messenger RNA, 1969 nt
Organism: Cajanus cajan (pigeon pea)
Lineage: Eukaryota; Viridiplantae; Streptophyta; Magnoliopsida; Fabales; Fabaceae
Product: serine/threonine-protein kinase 12
Biological process (GO): protein phosphorylation
Molecular function (GO): protein binding; ATP binding; protein serine/threonine kinase activity
Source: RefSeq, a predicted model, not a curated record
AAAGCUAAACAUGGUAGAUCACAAGUGGCUUGCUUGGUCGGACUAGGAAAAACUUUCAAACCAAAGCAACACAAGCUUCUACUUCACGUUCACCCAAUUAUUUUCUUCCUCUCGAGUUGAAUUUUCCGCUGCCCAAUCGGUCUUUGAAAUCACGCAUCUUUCUCUCUCUGGAUCUCGGCAUGGAGUCGAAAAACCCCGCGAGGUUUACGCUGGGGAAGCAGUCGUCGCUGGCACCGGAACGCCGCAACGAGGAAGCGGAGCAUCAGAAUGAGGGAGACGCCGUUGACCAGAGCGUGAGGUUGAUGUAUUCGGCGUUCGAAGGCGAUGUGGAUGGUAUUCGCGAGGUGUUGGAGUCUGGUGUUAAUGUCAAUUUCAGGGAUAUUGAUUAUCGCACUGCUCUUCAUGUUGCCGCGUGUGAGGGAUUCACUGAGGUCGUUGAGUUUUUGCUCCAGAAAGGUGCCGAAGUUGACGCCAAGGAUCGAUGGGGAAGCACGCCACUUGCUGAUGCUAUUUUUUAUAAAAAAAAUGACGUGAUCAAACUAUUGGAGAAGCAUGGAGCAAAGCCUCUGAUGGCCCCUAUGCAUGUUAAUCAUGCACGUGAAGUCCCAGAGUAUGAAAUCAAUCCUAAAGAGCUUGAUUUUACUAAUAGUGUGGAGAUAUCGAAGGGGACUUUCUGUAGUGCAUUGUGGCGUGGAACAGAGGUUGCAGUAAAAAAGCUUGGGGAGGAUGUACUUAGUGAUGAGGAGAAAGUGAAGGCUUUCAGAGAUGAGCUUGCUCUGUUCCAGAAGAUCCGGCAUCCAAAUGUCGUCCAAUUUCUGGGUGCUGUGACCCAGAGUAGUCCAAUGAUGAUUGUGACAGAAUAUCUUCCCAAGGGAGAUCUCCGUGAUUUCAUGCAAAGAAAAGGAGCUUUGAAACCAUCAACAGCUGUGAGAUUUGCACUUGAUAUUGCUAGGGGAGUGGGUUAUUUACACGAAAAUAAGCCAUCACCAAUUAUUCACCGCGAUCUUGAGCCUUCUAAUAUAUUGCGGGAUGAUUCUGGACACCUAAAAGUUGCAGACUUUGGGGUCAGCAAGUUGCUGGCAGUUAAAGAAGAUAGACCUCUUACUUGCCAAGAUACUUCUUGCCGCUAUGUGGCUCCUGAAGUUUUUAAACAAGAGGAAUAUGACACUAAAGUGGAUGUAUUUUCAUUUGCACUAAUUCUACAAGAGAUGAUUGAAGGUUGCCCUCCUUUUUCUGCCAAGCAAGAAGAUGAAGUUCCUAAGGUAUAUGCUGCAAAAGAGCGACCACCUUUCCGAGCUCCAGCCAAGCGUUAUUCCCAUGGAAUUCGAGAAUUGAUCGAAGAGUGCUGGAAUGAGAAUCCAGCUAAGAGGCCAACAUUUAGGCAAAUAAUAACAAGGCUAGAGUCCAUCUACAACGCAAUUGGUCAAAAAAGACGUUGGAAGGUUAGGCCAAUGAGAUGCUUCCAAAAUCUUGAAGCCUUAUUGAAGAGAGAUCAUUCAAAUGCAAGUAGUCGGGGCGGUUCAUCUCGCUCCACAUCCAGCCGAAUAUGAAGGAAGACAUUGCUCUUUUCCUGCAACUUUAAUAUUGGCGUCAAGAUAAAGGUAGCAACCAAAUUUGACUUGAGUUCCAGCUUUCACGUGUGUGUGUGUUUACGUCUUUCAAGAUUCUUUAUACUUCACGGUGAUUUAUUUCCGAUUACAUUAUGUCUGGCCAUAGAAUUGUAUGUAACACUAGCACGUUGUUGGAAAUUGCUCCUUCUCAUGUACAUUAUUAUGUAUUAUGUAGCAGGACAUUAUUUUUUGGAUAAAUAAAUAUCAUGCAAUAUAUGACUUCGCAAUAGAAUUUUACCCGAAGAACUUAAACUAUUAAAUCGAAAUUUGAACUCCGGCUAAUGUAUAUAAAUUAGUAUUAAGCAAUAUAAUUAAGAUGGUUAAUAAAUAGUGAUUAUGGAAAAAAAAAAAAAAAAAAA